AUGGGUCUAAUUGGAUUAUGGAAUGUAAAGCGGAGAGCUCGGCGCGCAGUCGACAACUUUCAGUUUGUGAUUAAUAACGUUAGACGGUGAGGAUGAGACGAGAACGAUUGAGAAAUCUGAAAUUGUUUCAAGAGAGAAAUCGGGUCAGAAUCGAGUUUUGAAAAGGUCGGAACGGAUCAAGCAGUGGUUGUCGGCCGUUUAUCCGCCGUGGAAAAAAGAAGAAGAAAGGUCCGAUGGAAUGUACGAUCAACUGUUUAAGGACGGAACUCGAGCCAACUCGAUCGUCCUCUUGUUCCGCAACAUUUUCAUGAUCGAACUUUUCGGAGUGCUCAUGUAUCUUUUGUUGUCUUUCAAAUACUCCCAGUACCCUGAAUUGUAAGCUAGCAUCCCAAAAACCCUAUGGUGACUUUUUAUUCCAGAAUCGGCACGUCUAUUUCCAUCGUGAUCCAUGUGUUUCUCAUCUUCACUCUCCUGUUCCCAAAGGUAUGUUUAUCUUCGCAAAGAUUGCCAAUCAAAAAGCUUCAGAUGAUGACGUAUUUCAUGAUAUCAAUACAUGUUAUGCUGACGACCAAAAUCAAAAAUAUCAUUUUAAUUCUGCUGGUGACCAUGGCAUUCGAGGUUUUGCAACAACAACAAAAUAGUACAGUUUUGAUUUGAUCUAGGGCCCUGCGAUGAAUGUGAUCGGAAACAUUCAUCAGGUGGCUUCUGGAGUAGCGUGCGUGCAAGUCGAUGUGAUGAGCUCUCGGAAUGACGUGGAAGGCAAUGUGAUGGAUAAGGGCGCGAUGCUGGUCUCCCGGUUCCGGGCGGUCCUCCAGAAUGUGGCGGGUCCGAUGAACAAGGUGAAGAACAUGCUUCUCGUGCUGGAUGAGAAAAUGACAAAGUAAGGGCUCUGGUCAACCAUUCUAGCCGCCCAUUCCAGAUUUGUGGACAUCAUGCGUCGGCACUAUCAGGUCAUUGCUGGUUUGUCGAAUCAAUGCAGGAACAUGCUGCACACUCCGUACACAAAGUGCCUUGACAUAUUUGACGACGCCUACGUCUUCUGCAAAGGCAAAGCUCGCUUCCUGGGCAGUCACGGAGACGCCUGUGACAUGAUUCAGAAAACUGCGAAGGUAACCGCUUCACAUGAACUGAUUCUUUAUUCUCGUCUUUGAUCCCUUCAGAUUUGUCAUCAAGCGAAGGGAUUCUCGACGGAAGUGUGCUCUCUGCCCGCAAUAAUCGGAAAAGGAGUGAAGGGCGCCGCUGUUCCGUUCUAUUUCGCCUACUUUCAAGCCAUCGAAUUCGCAGUCAAGAAGAUAUUUUACGUGCACAUCGAGGCAGCGAAAUGGGCGAUGAACAAGGUUCAGCCGGUGAUUGAGGAGAUGAAGAAGGCAAAGACGAUUCGAGUGGAGUACGACUCUUCGGACGACGGGAAACCGAAUGCGGCGGACGACACGACUGCCAACCUGAGGGCGAGCAUCAAGAGAAGUCUCAUGAACAUCGUCAACGUCUACAUCCGAAUCAUCAACGUCAUCUCGUUCGUUCUUCGCUACUGUAUCAUGCCGUGUAUUCUCAUUUGGCCGUUCAUCUACGUGAGUUCUUGCAACAUUCCAAUGCGAAAGUCUAUAUUCAGACUCUCCGUUUCAUGUACAGUUACAACUACAAUGACGAUUACAAAAACAAGUUCAUCACGAAGGAAUUCAUGAAAAUCGAUCAGGACUGUGCGUUGCGAAGUGCCCGAAAGCAAUGCCUCUGACAUCUGAAGAAGCCAAAACGGUUGGUGAAUAAAAGACAAUUGAGAGGUUAAAAAAGAGUUGGUUUCAGUACUUGUGGCGUACGAAUUGGAAGAUGACAGAAAGUGAGCGACCUCGUUACCGUCUUGACAUUUUCAUCACCGUCGUCACUUGCGUCACUCCAUUCCUCAUGUGUCUUCUGGAUUACGGAGUCUUCACGGUCAGAAUCGGGCGCUCUUCCUCUUCCAAUCGAAUUCCCAAUUCAGACCCUCUCCACUGUGCACACUCUCAUGAAUCGGACGAACAUCGACACGCCGGCGCACUACGAACUCAAAGUGGCCGGAAAUGGAUCGAUGUCGGAGGUGAUGAACGAGUUUCUCGACAUUUUCUCGCCGUUCACAAAGAGCAUUCGAGAACGGGAGAACCGAUGGAGACGGUGCUUUCGGGAGCCAGACCCGCCCAAUUAUCCGGAGAACUCUUUGAUGCUCUGCAUGUUCAUCACUGCUCUCUUCCUUUGUCGGUUGAAGGUGAUCCCAUCGAAUGGAUCUCAGCUGAAAAUGUGAAAAUAUUUUUACAGGCGUAUUUUGGCAGGCAGAGCCUCGCAUUGGCCGAUCAUUUCUAUCCGAACCGCGUCCGCAUUCGGGCCCUCAGCUUGUACAAUAAAAUUCUGCAGAGCCGAAGGAACUUGCUCACCGAAAUGCUCGGAAACUCGAAGGUUAGCCUCAAAAUCAGCCUUGAACUGGGGAACGAAAGUUUCAGAAGGAGGUGUUGGGCAGUGAAGACGUCGUAAUCCGAAGAUCAAUGCAGAGCAGAGGCUAUUUGAGUUCCGAUUGUGCAAAGUGCGACAAGUACAACAUGAAAGUGUCGGAUCAAGAGUGGGAAAGCGAGAGUACGAGAGAUGAGUGCGAGAUUUCAGGAACGUGCGGGUCUGUAUCCACUGCAGUGCAUUCUAUUGCAUCAACUGUUUUUGCCUGACUCUGUUUUGUGUUCAAUGCGACGAAGAAAUGCAAACAGUCAACAAAAUAGAGCUUUAUUACGAAGAUGAUCACGAAAUUAUCGAAGAAUCUGGUUAUAUCGUAUUUUCAGUUAUAUUUUUUGAUUUCAAUAUUUUCAGAAACUCUUUCGAGCGAAUCUGAAGAGCAAGAGCAGAAUUUGGACGAAACGACGGCUUCGAAAGCGCCUUCCGACAGCACAAACACGUCGGCAGUUUGA
Caenorhabditis sp. 36 PRJEB53466 is the source of this 2921-nucleotide messenger RNA. NCBI's taxonomy places the organism in Eukaryota, Metazoa, Nematoda, Chromadorea, Rhabditida, Rhabditidae. The record is from the annotation of a GenBank genome assembly.